Suillus bovinus is the source of this 6321-nucleotide messenger RNA. RefSeq lists its product as uncharacterized. The record is from RefSeq and is a predicted model, not a curated record. The coding region runs from base 51 to 6242 and encodes 2063 amino acids. The transcript is spliced from 32 exons. NCBI's taxonomy places the organism in Eukaryota, Fungi, Basidiomycota, Agaricomycetes, Boletales, Suillaceae. Gene Ontology annotation, biological process: positive regulation of transcription by RNA polymerase I; maturation of SSU-rRNA from tricistronic rRNA transcript (SSU-rRNA, 5.8S rRNA, LSU-rRNA). Gene Ontology annotation, molecular function: snoRNA binding. Gene Ontology annotation, cellular component: t-UTP complex; small-subunit processome; 90S preribosome.
AGCUAGUAGUAGUUCUAAGGCCGGUCAAGACAUCUUGGACGCGUUGUAAUAUGCCGUCUGCACUUGCGAGUCAGUUGGCCGCAUCCGCAUCUCUAAAUGCAUCUCUUCUCGACGCUCACACCAAUAAACGGAGGCGGACAGAAUCAUACCUUUUCACUGGUCGAGAUGCUGAGGUUCAUGACCUUGACUCAAUCCAUGCACUCGCUAGCAAUGCCCUCGCGCACUUAUCCUCAUUGUCUCCUGCGUUUACUGCGCGAACCGUAAAAUUGCCUUCAGAUGGGUCCUCCUUAUCUGUGGACUUUGAGCAAACUUUAUUUUCCGAGGCUGCAAGGAAUGUCGACCGCACUAUGCAAUCUCGGGAAGUGAACGCAAACCUUGAUCGCACGCUGAACGCGUUCUUGUACCUGCUGGGACCGUGGCUCAUGGAGGCGCCUACAAGCAAAGUAUUAGAGUGGCUGGUCAGGAGAUUUCGCAUCAAUGAAUUCAAUGUCGAUGCAGUUCUCUCUCUCUUUUUUCCUUAUCACGAAUCCCCGCACUUUGUCAAGAUGCUCUCAAUCCUACACAUAUCCUCUUCUUCCAUUUUUUCAUUUCUGCUACCAUUUAAAUCAGCAGCAACACCUGUUGCAAGGAGCUCGAUGGUCAAAGCCAUGACUGCCAACCAAGCGGUCGCAAGAUUUGUUGCAUCAUUACUGCCAAGUGCGAUCAGAGGUUCAUGUUCUCAUCGUACAUUGGUGGCUUUCAAUGCAGCCACAAUGCACGACUAUAUCGCAUCUUCGACGGCUCUAGAUGAGGGCAUUCUUGCGUUUAUGCUGUCGGCUCUCCUUGCGCCAUUUCAGACUAGUCACAGUGAUACCAACGCAAUUCUCGGUAGUUACGUACUGCUUUCCACACUCUCGCAUAAAGUUUCACUGUCAUCUGCUGCCGUGGUAGCAAUCAUCGGAGCAAUGGUCACUUCAGCUGCACCAAAGGGCAAACAGAAUACGAAGGAUAACGGAUGUAGCGAACAAUUUAUCAAAGUCGCAAUUGCAGUAUGUUCACCUCAAGAAGAGCUUGAGACGUUUCACGCCAGCACGGGGAAUUUAUGUCUAAAGAUUCCCAAAUUUACAGAAGAACUUCAAAGUUCAGUCCAGUUCAUUGGAGCGGAAAAGUUUAUCUUGCCGCUCCUUGAAUGUCUUCAGCCCCGACUCGAGGAACCUGCUGUGUCCUCUCUUUACGCUGCAAUUCUCAGUGCCACGGGUACUCCUCUGAGAUUGCUUGAGCGUUUGGUGUCCUCGCUCAUACGAUUAAUUCUCACUAGUGGCGACGAAGAGGCUGUCGCAACUUCAACGACUAAUGCUGCACGUGCUCUCUUGUCUCUUGUUCAUCAACGUCAUGUUGAUAUUCUUCGCGAUGCUCUGGUUAAAAUUAUCGACGACGAAGAAAGCGAGAACGAAGGCGACGAUCAGCAAAUGAAAAAGAAAGAGCGGAAGACGAAAGCAGACGAAUUGAUGAUCUCGUUUUCGGUGAGUCAUACAUGGGCUCAAAGUACUGACGUCAACGAGAUUGUCGUUGCUUCAACAAGCUCCGCGAAGGAGGCACGCGUUGGAGCUGUCGAGCGAUUGUACAAAAUUUUGCAAGGGGGGUUGACGCUCGAGGCAUCUGAUAAGGCCUCAAUACAGUCAGCUCUGCUUGCUCGCGUCUACGAUACGCACGCUGGAGUUCUCCACGCGCUGUACUCUUCACCUGAAGUAUUCCUCUCGACAGUAACUUCAAGUAUCACCCCUCAAAAACUCCUGGAUGCCAUCAUUUCGCAGAUUGUUCCGGACCCGCCAGCUCGCGCUAUUCUUAUUGCACACGUUGGUUUCCUCGUCGGUUAUUUCAGCGAGACCUACCCGGAUUUAUCACAAAACAUACAAGAACGCGUACUGUUUCCGUACCUGCUUGCCAGCAAACCAAAGUUCAGGACUGCGCGGGGAGUAUGGAAGGCGCUGAAGGAGGCUAGGGGCAGUGGGACUGGAUGGUUGAGAGGUUGUGUAGACAUUUGGGAAAAGGCUGACCUUCUACGUCGCAAGAAGGAUGAGGAGAAGGAUGAGGCAGACGUGGACAUGGAAAAAAUCUGCCAGGCAAAUCUCGAUGUGGCAGCCAAGAUUGCAGAGAAUAUCCUUGCUUCCAAUGACAGUUCAAGCGAUAUUUCCUUCAUCCUUUCCAAGCUACAUGACCCCCUCCCGCACGGUCGCGCCCUUGCUUACCUAGUCAUCCGCGUUUUGUUACUCAGCACCUCAUGUGAACAACAGGUUGACAUAGCCUUACGGACUCUGGCCGCUAUGAAGUUGUACUCUGUCGAUGGUUUCGGGGAUCUUGCAGAUAGCUCCGCGAACUUGCAAGAGGUGCUCAAUGAUGCUGCGCUGGGCAUGAAAGUCACGACAAAGCCUGGAGGAAGAAUCACUGUGAUGUUUCUCCAGGCGUCCAUAUUGACGUUGAUCCCGGCUAUUCGACUAGUUGAGGCGCGUACACCUACUUGGAUUACAACUUCACCAUUGAGUGAUUCGUUUUCCGAAAAGAAGAGCCUCGAGGACCGCUACGUCGCUCUCAUGCAAAACCUAUACGCUGUUGCUGUCGCUUCUGGAAGUACCACUCCAUCACAGUUGUCUACUCAUCUCAUCCAGGCGCUCUUCCUAAAUCUAAGAGAUACUUCUCUCAUGUUCUUACUUGGCGUUCUUCUUGCACAAUCUCCAACUCUGGAGCGCGUGCGAACCCGUGCUCUCUUACAUGCAUUAGCGUUCUUACGUGGGCACAAUGCUGACAAUGCCGUCGACUUUCAGACGGUAUUGCCUUCAUUCAUAGCGGUACUCAUGGAUGCGCGGACGGACAAGCAGGGACGUGCAUUGAUAUUCGAGUGUAUCUCGGUGUUGGCGUCUACCUCAGAGAGGAAACAUGUCUAUGGGCUAGACACUAUAUACGGAGCAGAGUCUACGCAUCUUCAAUACCUUGACGCAAAGGAACUCGAAGCCUAUUUAAAGGCUCUCCUCGAAUGCCACACUCUCCUUGCGCAAGACGGCAAUUAUAUUAAAGUAUUCCAUCAACAACACUUUGCCGCUGCUAGUGCAAAAUACAGGCGCCGAGUGAUCUGUUACUUGCUGUCGCACGCGGUCACUCAUCCAGUGCCCGAAGCUCGUAUAUCCAUCAUGAUAUCUGUCGAGGACGUAUCAGACACUGCAAGAUCGCAUAUGGUGAUGCCUGCCAUGGAGACACUGAUCAAAGACCCAGGUCCCAUCUCAGAAUUAUUCGGCGUCAACUUCCACCGGUACACCGCUCUCGUAGCAUCUACGUUCCUCAGUGUCCCUGUUGGCGAUUUGAAUACAGGCACGGAAAAUUCGAUCUGGCAUAUUUUCUCUUUGGCGUUGCAAACGUACUUCAAGCCAAAUGCAAUCGCUGCAGUUAGAAAACUAUUUUCAGACGCGUUAGAAGAGAGGCUUUUUGCGCAUCUCGACGUGACACGGCAGGCUCAAAUAUGCGACAUCCUUUUGUCGGCAGGAUCGCUGGGCAAUGAAGUGUAUGUGCGCGCGAAGGAACUUCUGAGCAACCUUCUGCAGGACGUCCAUCUGAUCAAUCAUCUGCUCGUGGUUUAUCAACCUGCUGGAGCUCAGUCGGAUACUCCUGCCAGUAAACGUGCUAAACUCGAUAAUCCGUCUCACGGAGAUGUCGAGGAAAAAAUGUUGAUAUUCACUUUCCUUGCUGAAGUUCUCGGAACGAAAGAACUUUCUGGGUCGCUUGACCUUCUAACACAGCUCCUUGAUACUCUUGGCAAGAUUAUACAUCACGACUCGCCGAUUCCGUCAGAUACGAGCUAUGCUUGCCAAAUGCUGAUGGCUGCUGUGGAACAAGCAGCGAGUAGAAUCACGAAGGAGCCUCCUGCCAGACCCAUCCGAUUAGACAUACUUGUUGAAAUCAUCAGAGUAUCGGAAAACCCGCAGACGUUCCAUCAAGCACUCCUCCUCAUGGCAAGCCUAGCUCGACUCACGCCCGAUUCGGUGCUUCAUAACAUCAUGCCUAUUUUCACAUUCAUGGGCACCAAUGUGUUCCAUCGCGAUGACUCGUAUAGCUUCAAAGUAGUGCAAAACACCAUUGAAAACAUUGUUCCUGUCAUGGUAUCAUCGCUCAAAUCCCGACACUCUCCUGGACUUGAACUUUACAUUGGAGCUAGGGAGUUCUUGCGGAUCUUCACGGACGCAUCCAACCACAUUCCACGCCAUCGUCGACAAAACUUUUUCAUACACCUCGCCGAUGUGCUUGGGCCUCAAGAAUUCUUGGCUCCGGUUUGCAUGUCGUUGGUGGACAGGGUGGCUAAUCGGGUGAGCCGGCAACACGAGGACGAGGCUUCAACUUCGUUAGGACUUCCGAUAUCCCUGUUACGCCAUUUCCCCCGAGAAUUGCAUCUUCAUGUUCUUCAAGAAGUUUUGCGAGAGGCAAAGAGGCUUACUCGCAAUAUCGCACCUUCGGACGAGGCGGGUGCCACCUUUUUGGAUUAUGUUCACGAUGAUGAGCACUCUGCAAGAUCGUCCUCUAUCAUCAAACGACGUGCUCAGGCACUGAUUAUGUUCGUCGGAUAUGCCAUUACACCCGCGCCCUCCAUCGAUAUGUUCAAGGCCGACAACGCAACGACGGAACUUGUGUCUCUUUUGGUCGAUCUUGCUACAACGGAAGACGACAGCAACAUUUCAGACAUUCUGUCAGUCACACAGCAGACUACGUCAAAAGUGAUGAAUGCCAUCGGAGCAGCAGACUUCCUGAACGGAGCUCUAGUCAUGCUGCAAUCAGACGAGACUAGGAUCAAGGCUGGUGCUCUUGAAAUUCUUGCAGAAAGGAUACCCAAAGUUACAGAAGCAGUCCGUCACGAACAGCAGAAGACUGCUAUAUCAAUCAUCGACUUCAUUCGGGACAUCAUUUCUCGCCAGUCAGCCGGUGCACUAGUUAAUUCAGCACUCAAUGCUUUGAGAGCAAUCGGCUCCUCCAUUUGUUCUGGCGAGGAGUCAGCAUUGGUAUCUACUGUCCCUUCUGUCGUCAAAAUCAUCAAAGCACGUGCAUCGUUGCAAUCUGCUAUAGCUGUGUUACCGUGUUAUGUAUCAUCUCUUGGACCUCGGCUAAUACCUCACUUCCGAGAGAUUGCACAACAAUGUAUAUCAGUCCUCCAAGAAGGAUUGAGUGGCAAAAUGGCACAAUCACAGGUGGAUGGUGCAAUUGCUACCCUACAGGGCUUAGUAUCAACGCUUCCCGCUUUCUACGGUGCUGCAGAACUUAGGGACAUCGUCAAACUCCAUCUGGAUUACUCCGUCACCUCGAGUGGUCUCAUGACAGGUUUAAUGAAAGCUAUUGCAAAGAGAAUCCCAAGCAACAUGCUGCUACCGGUACUCUGUGAUCUGUGGCCCAGUCUAGAAAAAUCUCAGCAAAAGGAACACGUUGAUGGACUCAUCGCGUUUUUCGUCUUUUUCAAACGGAGUCUUCGGGUAGCUCGGCGUCCUGACAUCCAGGAGCAUAAUCGUUCAAUUUUCUCAGUUUUCCUCGACGGCUUUGGCGUGAACAUGAAAUCUACGACUGGUUCCAGAGAUGGAGGACCUCAUAUCAUUUCGGCAUUCUUGGAACUUGUUGUGAAGCUUAACGAGAUAGCCUUCAGACCGUUGUUCCGUCGUUUGUAUGACUGGGCAUUUGCAGCUGAGAACGCAACCAUUGAGCGUAAGGUCACGUUUUGUCACAUGUACUCUGCCUUGUUGGAUUAUUUCAAGGGCUUGAUGAACCCUUACAUGGCUAUGCUUCUGCAAGCUUUGUGCGAUAUAUUGCAGUCUUUGGCCGCAGGGUCAAUUCAAAAUCCGUCUUUAUGGUUGUCAGUAAUCGAGACUCUCACAAAGAGUUUCGAAAAUGACGACGGUGUGUUCUGGCGUGACGACAAGCUGGCCUUGGUAGCAAAGCCGAUGGUAGCGCAAGUUUCGAGUUGCAUCAGAUUGAAUAUCACGGACGGGAAACAAGCGCUGACAAACUGCUUGAUUGCUAUGACGAGCGUGGCCAUGGAUGAUUCUUUACUCAAGUCUAUCAACCUUGACCUACUCAUGCACACUCGCGCAGAGGAUGCUCGUGAGCGCAUAUUCGCUCUGUCCUGUUCAGAAGCCCUCUGGCGUGAACAGGGUGGGAAGCUCAUUGGUUUCGUAGCAGAAACCGCUACAUUCAUUAGUGAGUGCGCCGAAGACGAGAAUGACAAGUGUCGUCCGUGAGACACACAAACUUAAGAAUACAGUUGAAGGUGUGGCCGGAAGCAUUAGUGGAUUAUGAUCAUGCAUACCUGUCAUUAUG